Molecule: messenger RNA, 528 nt
Organism: Schistosoma margrebowiei
Lineage: Eukaryota; Metazoa; Platyhelminthes; Trematoda; Strigeidida; Schistosomatidae
Source: the annotation of a GenBank genome assembly
AUGCAACCAUUCAUUUAUCAUCUCAGAAAUAGUGUUCAUCCUCAGAUGCUUAACAACUUGCUAAAUGAAUUAGAAAUCGCUUCAAAACGAAGAGUUGUUCUUUUGUUAUAUUUUAAAAAUGAAUUAGAAUCACUUAUUGGUCAUUCUUGUGAAACUGUGGCUAGUCUUGCUGUAACACUUCUAUUACGGUUAUUACACCACUUUCCUCAUUUGGCUCAUGAAACUGUUGCCAAUACAAUCAUACCUUAUCUUUGUACGCGAUCGAAUAAACCUGAUCAUUUUACCCUGCCUUUAUUAUCGAUGUUGCCGGAUGCUGUAAUGCUUGCUCCACAUUCAGCGUCUACUCUUAUGCAGUUAUGUGCAGAACAUAUUUUGUUGGGUGUACCAAAUGAGUUCACUUAUUCGGCCGUUGAUUAUUAUGAAGUUAGUAUGCGUCGUUUAACACUAGAUGGAUUUGAUGGUGCAUGUAUAGAACACGCAAGCUCAGCGUUGACAGCCAGUUCUGGUUUGGUUAGGGCAUCAUUAUAA